AUGGGUUCCACGUUAAGAACUUUUACUCUGAAGAGUUCUCUCCCCAGGAUUUUGUUACUUCUCCAUGAAGACAGGGCUCAGGGAUUGAAGGGUGCCGUAGACACGGAAACAACGCGUGAUUUUGGAGGUGGUGGAGGGAAGGGUGGGAGGAAUGCCGACACCAGUAUCACGAACGGAAUAGGCGCUGUUUGGGAUAAAUGCCCAAGACCAGUGGGAACAGCUAGGACGUCGGCGGGCUCGCUUGUGGCUUCGAGGGGACGUCGGAGCCAGGAGUCCCCGCCAGGAGUUAGACGACACUGGCGUGUGAGGGGCGAGGCGGAACACCAUGCAGGUGGGAGUCGCGGCCUCCAGCGAGCCCGGACACCCCAGCGGGGUCCCUGGCUGGGCCGGAGGCUGAGCACGAUGGGGAGGGCAGCCUACAGGGAAUGUAAAACCUAUCUCCUUAAAAGCAUCAGAGAGAACGUGAUAGUAAACGAUGAGACUAAAAUCAAAGGGAAAGUGGAAAAGCAGGAUCCAAAUGAAGAUACAGAAUGGAAUGAAAUUUUAAGAGAUUUUGGCAUUCUUCCUCCAAAAGAAGAGCCAAAAGAUGAAAUUGAAGAAAUGGUUUUACGUUUACAGAAAGAAGCAAUGGUUAAACCAUAUGAAAAGAUGACUCUUGCACAGUUGAAGGAAGCUGAAGAUGAAUUUGAUGAUGAAGAUAUGAGAGCUAUUGAAAUAUAUAGAGAAAAGCGGUUACAGGAAUGGAAAGCUCUUAAGAAAAAACAAAAAUUUGGGGAAUUAAGAGAAAUUUCUGGAAAUCAGUAUGUGAAUGAAGUCACAAAUGCAGAAAAGGAUGUGUGGGUUAUAAUUCACCUAUACAGAUCAAGCAUCCCAAUGUGUUCGUUGGUUAACCAGCAUCUUAGUCUCCUAGCAAGAAAGUUUCCUGAAACUAAAUUUGUUAAAGCCAUUGUGAAUAGCUGUAUUCAACACUGCCAUGACAAUUGUUUACCAACAAUUUUUGUUUAUAAAAAUGGUCAGAUAGAAGGCAAAUUCAUUGGAAUUAUAGAAUGUGGAGGGAUAAAUCUCAAGCUGGAAGAACUUGAAUGGAAGCUAGCAGAAGUUGGAGCAAUACAGACUGAUUUGGAAGAAAACCCCCAAAAAGUCAUUGUAGAUGUGAUGGUAUCUUCAAUUAGAAACACUUCUAUUUAUGAUGACACUAAUAGCUCAAACAGUGAUAAUGACGAUACCAAAUAG
Messenger RNA from Mesoplodon densirostris (Blainville's beaked whale), 1233 nucleotides. RefSeq names its product phosducin like 2 (gene PDCL2). The transcript is spliced from 8 exons. Bases 1 to 1233 code for a protein of 410 amino acids. Gene Ontology annotation, biological process: protein folding. The record is from RefSeq and is a predicted model, not a curated record. Gene Ontology annotation, cellular component: cytoplasm. NCBI's taxonomy places the organism in Eukaryota, Metazoa, Chordata, Mammalia, Artiodactyla, Ziphiidae.